GAAAGAAGUCAUCAUGGCGGCCGUGUUCGUUCCCUUGCGGCGCGGAAUAAGAGAACUUUCUGGGAAAACAUCGUCCGUAAGGUUUCCUUUUCACAGGUAAUCAAGAUCAAGACAGUUUCACCCACGAGAGAGAACUCCCGGCCAGAAUGGAAGAACAUCCGGAAAAAAUGAAAAUCAGCCCGAAAUUUCAGACGACGUCAGUAAAUUACGGAUGAUUGUGCGUCCUUUGGGGUUCACAGUGCUAACAGGAGUAGUGAGCUUUGGAACAUGUUCAAUUAUAAACUAUGAACGAGUCAGAAAUUUGUAUGUGCAAGGGAAAAGGACAAACAAGCCUUCUCCUCAUUCUUCCAAGUCAUUUGACUUCCGCAAUAUGUUAAAUAAAUGGUGGAACUCUUUGCACGGAGGCUCAAAGACAGCAGCUGUAAUUAUCUUCAUAAACACAGCAGUGUUUUUGUUAUGGUAUCAACCUAGAUUACAUUUGUUCAUGUACCAGUGGUUUACAACAUCUCCAUUCUCAGGCUCAAGUCUGACAAUGCUGACAUCUAUCUUUAGUCAUAAAGAAAUCUGGCAUUUAUCUAUCAACAUGUUUGUGCUCUGGAAUUUUGCACCUCAUUUAGAAGCUCUUCUUGGCAAAGAACAGUUUAUUGCAUUUUACAUUACUGGAGGUGUUUUUGCUUCAUUCUUGAGUCAGGCAUGCAGAAUUGGUUUCACCAAUGCAUUUCGUGUAGGUGCUUCACUAGGAGCGUCAGGGGCAUUGCUUGCGUGUUUAUCGCUUGUGUGCAUCAAUGAACCAGAUUUGCGCUUGUCUAUUGUGUUUCUGCCGUUUUUUACAUUCCCUGCUGGAGUGGGCCUCCUAGCUGUAGCUGGCUUUGACUUGCUAGGAUUGUUGAUGCGUUGGAGAGUGUUUGAUCAUGCGGCACAUCUCGGUGGUGUUUUAUUUGGGGCGCUAUACCUAAAAUACGGAAGUUAUUACAUUUGGCAGAAGCGUGGCUGGUUCGUUUCUGAGUGGCACAAGCUGCGAGAGGGAAGCAAAAGAACUUGAAUCCUGUAACAUCUGUAGGACGCAUCUUCAGAUCUUCUGUCUUUUAAAAAUAAGAAGAAACGGGUCUGACUACGCAGAAAGUCUCCUAUAUGCGCACAUGUUGGAAACUUUACCGUCUUGUUUUAAACGAGAGCUUUGUUCAAGAAAGACAGAUUUUGGUCAAAGGGGGAAGUUUCUAAAAAACUCUUGUGCUGCGUCGGUGUGAGAGUGUAACAGGGUAAUUUAGUAUUAUCAACUGAGUUGAUGACGUAAAUUGGCCACCGUUAAGAGUUUCGAAGCUGACGUUUCGAGCGUUAGCCCUUCGUCAAAGCGAAUAAGGGCUCCCUAAAACCCCUCCCCUCCCCCCAUUCACUCUGACGAAGGGAUAACGCUCGAAACGUCAGCUUGUAGACUCUUCACAGUGGCCAAUUUACAUUAUCAACUCAGUUGACAAGACUGAAUUACCUUGGUUGCUUGAUUUACUUGAAAGAUGACAAAGUCGUAUUAAAUUUGCGAGGAGAACUUAUGGAUGGUUUCUGAUCCCGUAUUGCAUCUAAGGACCUCG
Pocillopora verrucosa is the source of this 1586-nucleotide messenger RNA. RefSeq names its product presenilin-associated rhomboid-like protein, mitochondrial. Gene Ontology annotation, cellular component: membrane. The record is from RefSeq and is a predicted model, not a curated record. Gene Ontology annotation, molecular function: serine-type endopeptidase activity. Lineage: Eukaryota; Metazoa; Cnidaria; Anthozoa; Scleractinia; Pocilloporidae.